Molecule: messenger RNA, 1109 nt
Organism: Otolemur garnettii (small-eared galago)
Lineage: Eukaryota; Metazoa; Chordata; Mammalia; Primates; Galagidae
Gene: COX7A2L
Product: cytochrome c oxidase subunit 7A-related protein, mitochondrial
Exons: 3
Coding region: 82-426 (114 amino acids)
Biological process (GO): mitochondrial electron transport, cytochrome c to oxygen; mitochondrial respirasome assembly; regulation of oxidative phosphorylation
Source: RefSeq, a predicted model, not a curated record
GGGACUACAGCGGGGGAGGCGGGGUCCUUUUCUGGAGCGGUCGCGUAGGUAGUGGAUGCAGGGAGCCGGGCUCCGGGCGUCAUGUAUUACAAGUUUAGCGGCUUCACACAGAAGUUGAUGGGAGCAUGGGCUUCGGACGCCUAUAGUCCGCAGGGAUUAAAGCCUGUGGUUUCCACAGAGGCACCACCUAUCAUAUUUGCCACACCAACCAAACUGACCUCCAAUUCCACUGCAUAUGAUUAUGCUGGGAAAAACAAGGUUCCAGAGCUGCAGAAGUUUUUCCAGAAAGCGGAUGGUGUGCCUGUCCACCUGAAACGAGGCCUGCCUGACCAAAUGCUUUACAGGACCACCAUGGCGCUGACUGUGGGAGGGACCAUCUACUGCCUGAUUGCCCUCUACAUGGCUUCACAACCCAGAAACAAAUGAGUUAGGCUGCAGAGGACUGGUUUGCUUUUUGGCAUAAACCCUUUGAAUUUUCAAUAUUUCUGUUAAAAUUCUUGUUUUACUUGGAUGACCUACUUGACUUUUUUGCAAGAAAAACAAAGAUAUGAAGAUAAUAUUUUGGUUUGUGAAAGCUCAUUUGACAGUUAAAACUAUUGUUUAAAGAAAUGACACUCUGCUCUUGUGUUUGUGCUCCUGAUUUCCCUGGAGGUUCUGGAGGAACGUUGCUCACAGGGUCGUUAACAUCAGUCUGUGCUGAGAACCUCGGGGACUUAGGAUUGCAUUUUCAAGCAUGGGGUGCAGAAGGCUUUCUGGAUUUGGAUGUGACCAGGGAAGGGAGACAGAUGCCAAGGCCAGGUGCAUGAAAUGAGGGUUCGAGUUAGUAGUCACUGAGGGGAUUUUACCAUCUUGCAGUAAAAUGUUAAUAGCAAUUAUUUGUUGGGCAGUUCAUUUCAAAGGGUUAUUUGCCUCAUCUCAGAUUGUUUGUGAAAUUUUAUGUAUAGUUGCGUAUUUAUUCCACCACGGGAACAGAGACCACCUGUUUAGUGUUGCACUUUAGACUGUUGUCUGUUAUGCGGCUGUGCCACAAAUUCUCCUUUAUCUUCUAAAAUGUUAUGGCUUUAAAUUAUAAUUUAUUUUGACAGUGGAAUAAAUAUGUGAAGGAAAAA